UCAGAUGUGCAUGCACAAAAAAAGAGGAAAAUAGAAAAGAAGGUGUCCAGCAGCAACUAUGUGACAGAUAGACAACGCGGAGUCGCGGACCCUCGGCUCUGCUCGCAGGAACCGCAACCAGAGUCCCCACCACGUCCCUCCGGACGACCGUGGCAGCAUCCCCCGCAGCGCUUUUGAGAACGUUUGAAUGGAAAGUUUGCGGAAAUGCUGACGUGACGCUUGUGAUGCUACGCAUUUUCCCAGCACUAUGAUGACACACUCUGAUGGACGGUACUGUUACAUCUGCAGGGCCUUGAUGUCGGUGAAUGCUUCUUCGUAAUGAAGUCCAGCAUGAGGCAGUGGCGGAGGCUCACAUUGGUGGGAAUGCUGGCCUGGGUUUUCUGGGUUUUUUUCUCCUAUUUCCUGGACGCCCAGGUCAACAGUUCCCUUACCUCCAUUGGCUCCCUGCUCUACCACGCUCCUGACACCCGCCGUCUGUCCUCCAUUCCGGCCUCCCAUCAGCAAAAUGCCAUCGGAGUCUCUGGUUCAACCCCGACUUCGCCGGGAGACGUGCGAGAUCCUGAGCCUCAAAGCAGCUCUGUGACCUCCAGCGUGGAGACGAGCCGCAACCCUAACAGUGCACCCUACGCCAACUAUGGCAGCGAGGAGAUGAACCGGCAGGACUACAUGGACCCGCAGAGUCUAGCGGCUUGGUCUUCCUUUGGCACGGAGAAUGUGGAUUCUCACUCAGACCCAGUGCUCCAGAGUCACGAGAGAACUUCCCAAACAAUGGAAUAUCAAAACCAUGUGAGAAGAGCACAUCACCCUGGAGGAGAGGAAGAAGAUGAGAGAGAAAACGUAACUGUAGAGAAGUCUGCAUCAGUUUUGAAACUCUUGUGGAAGGGACGCUUGUCCGUUGACAUGCUAGACCCUUGGCUGCAGCGAGCUCAAAAAAAAUACAUGGAGGCCAACACACACCACGUGGCCUACAAGGGGCCCCGCCAGGCCUCUCGAAGUGCCAAGGAACUGCUUUGUCAGAUGAAGGCUAAGGCCCGGCUGAGUACGAUAGACGGGUCGGAGAAGCCAUUCUCCUCACUGGGAUGGGCCCACCUUGUGCCAUCCCUUCCGCUGGGGCAGCUGCACAGUUCCCAGGGUCAGAGCAGCUUCAAGACCUGCGCCGUGGUCUCAUCUGCCGGUGCAGUCUUACGAUCUGGCCUGGGAAAAGAGAUCGACGCUCAUGACGCUGUGGUGAGGUUCAACGCGGCGCCCACCAAGGGCUACGAGAAAGACGUGGGCAAGAAGACCACCAUACGCCUCAUCAAUUCAAGGAUUGUGGCAAGUCCAGAGUUCAAGACCAGUUCUCUUUACAAGAAUGUAACCUUGGUGGCCUGGGACCCGCCACCUUACACGCUCAACCUGCACGAGUGGUAUGCCAGUCCAGACUACAACCUGUUUGGACCGUACAUGAAACACCGCAAAUUCCAUCCCGACCAGCCCUUCUACAUUCUUCAUCCCAGUUACCUUUGGGGCCUUUGGGAUGUGAUACAGGGCAACACAAAAGUGAACAUCCAGCCCAACCCUCCCUCAUCUGGCUUCAUCGGAAUCGCCCUGAUGAUGGCGCUGUGUGAGCAGGUGCACGUAUAUGAGUUCAUCCCCUCGAUGAGGAAGACCGACCUGUGUCAUUACUACCAGCGUCAUUUCGACGAGGCGUGCACUCUGGGCUCCUACCACCCACUUUUGUACGAGAAGAGGCUCAUUCAGCGGAUCAACAGCGGCACAGAGGGCGACCUGCGUAGGAAGGGUCGGGUCACACUCCCAGGCUUCCGCACCUUCAACUGUGACAUUUGAAAGCUGACUCACUGAGGCUAAGUCUAACCUAGGAUGGAUAAUGGCCAGAACAUUAGUUAGACGAUAAGGCAUGUCGGUUACACUAAUGUAGCUCUUGUCCGGAGAUUUUAUUACACGGAGUAGGGGGCAGUGUAAUUUCAUAAACUUCGGACCGGCUGCCUAAUAUAGACGACGUAUCUGUAUAGUAAUGAGAUACAAAGGAAGUGACAUCACAGAGCGCCCCAUCGCCAUUUUUUGUGUGGCAUUAUGGCAUCGUAAACAUGGUACAGAUGUGGCUUUCCUAUUCUUCCUUUUAAAAGUGAACGCGCUUUUAAAUCUUACGCUUGAAUAUGUCAUCGAACAAUGCCGAAAAAUGAUAACCUUCCGGUUCAGAGGUUACCCACGUAGAUGAUGACAUCACACACAAGGUUGCUCCUUUUUGCGCAUGCAAAUGCAGGCGUCCCGGGCGUUUUAAACGCACCUUAAACGUUGUGCCGACAGGUCUAAAAUAUUGUCCGAAUACACAAGGCAAAAAAAUUAUCCGUCCUAGUGUUGACGUAGCCUGAGCUCACAUUAUGUAACUCUGACCUAUUCUGGGCACAAUAAGGGCGUGGUGCAAUAAAGCCACUGGAGAUGUGGAGGCUGUAACGGAUGGCGGCGAAGGCUUACAGUUUCUGAUUAGAUGGAUGAAAACACAAGCCAUUGCACUUCAGGGUUGUUGGGGGCUCAACAUAGAGGCUUUGCUGGGAACUUGUUUUCAUCGAGAUGUUCUUUGGGACUACAGGCUGCUGAAGAAAAGAUACCCGUGACAGCGUUGAAAAAGACAUAUCUGCUUUAGCUGAGCCAUGUUAGCUAUGGGGCUGACUUAGCGUAGCCACAGGUUUUAACGAGUUCUUAGGGAAUUUUCAAGAUUUUAUUUGAUGUAAAAUGUCUUACUUACUUACUAAACUACUUAAGACAGUACCAGAUUCGACGUCAUCCCUGUGGGGUGUUGAUAUUCGGUGUCGGAAAAGCCACCCCACCUAGUUCUGUCUCCCUCAAUUUUACGGGCUAUUUAGUGAAAGACCUUGCAGUUUUCCUGCUGGCCUUCCUUCACCAAAUGUAUGUCCUUCUUAUUGAUUUUUUUCAUAAUGAAUAAUGACAUUUUAUUGGACUAUUGAGUAUGUUUAUAGUGGGAAGCACAGUUCCCGUUUGAGCGUCCUUGGGUCUGAAAGGACAAUGGUCAUCAAAUAAAGCAUUUUUCUCGUUUACGGAAUAUAACUGGGCAUAGCUUACAAGGGCAAAAAAUAGAAUCGCCCACAUAUUCUUUGACAACCACUAUGUGUGCUGCUUUUGCUGAACGGUUGUUCCUUGUUGAGAGAAAAUAGAAUCGACUUUGUUUAUACUAAAUGUUAUGGAGCUAGAACAGUCUCAUAAUGUACACAUGCACAUUUUCGAUGUACACCAGUGUUGUUAUAGAUUACUUGAAAAAAAUAUUCAAUGGAGUUGAUUUCAACCACCAUUGACUCACACUAGCUUAGCCACUCCGGAGCCCUGAAACUAAUAAAUAACCGACAAACUGCAUGGAAUUUGUUAAAAACAACUCCACCGACUAAUUAAACCCCAGCUAACUUGAAGAUUAAACCUAAUGUCAAAAAUUCUAAACUCCGGGUUAGUCCAUUUGGCCACAAAAUGUGGCGGCAACUAAGCAUUUUACACUCAGUUUGACUUACAACACAUUCCAGAGAUGCUAAACGAACAUGUCACUUCAUGGCAUAAAUGUGCAAUACAAAUAUGAUGUAAACAAUGCUCGCCGACUUGGCGAGAAGCGAAUCACUACCCGCCGCCGCUACGACGAAGCUACGAAACGGAUCACCUAUCGCUGGAACCCUCCAGAAUGAAGGAAAAAUACUCAAGUACAUUCAUGGGCACACACAGAACAACAUCUCAACAGGUGGCUGCGCGGGGCUCGAACGUGCACCCUCUCGCCUUUCUCAGUCCCAAAACACUUAACACGUGUGACUCGAGACCAAAACAGAAAGUAACUAUGAACGGUUACCGUGGAAACGAACGCGUAGCGGAAACCUUUUAACAUUUUCUAAAAUGCUCUUCGUACAUGACUACAAUAUUUUCAUUGUACAUACAUUAUGAAGCAAUAACAAAAUAGUAACGCACUAACACAAAGGAAACUAACUUUAAUCAGAUUACUGGUUUGGACAAAUGAACGCAUUAGAUCGUUCGUGACAGAAAGUAAUCAGAAUACAAUCGCGCGUUAUUUAGUAACGCGUUAGUGACAACACCGAUGUACACACGCAUUUGACACAAAACGCACAAACACAUCUAAUACAAAACACAUACAUUAUGGGAUUUAUAAACACAUCUGACAUAAAACACACACACACACACACACACUAGGAUUUAUAAACAUAUCUGACAUGAAAUACACAAACACACACAUCAAAUGUGUGUGUGAAUUGUCUUGCGCGAUGGAGUUGGUUUUAAUAAAUUUUGCUUAGUUUGUUAGUUAUUUGUUGGUUGCAGGGCUCCGGAGUGGCUAAGCUAGCGCGAGUCAAUGGUGCUACAGUGGUAUGAAAAAGUAUCUCAACCUUUUGGAAUUCCUCACAUUUCUGCUUGAAGUCAUCAUCAAAUGUGAUCUGAUCUUUGUCAAAAUCACACAGAUGUAAAAACACUGCUUUAACUAAAACCACCCAAACAUUUUAUUGGUUUUCUUAUUUUAAUGAAGAUAGCAUGCAAACAAUGACAGAAGGGGGGGAGUAAGUGAACCAUCUGCCUAAGGAAACCUAAAGAGCAAUUGAAACCAAACAAUUUAAGUCAGGUGUGUACCCAAUCACUAAUGAGUGGUUUAAAACUGCCCUGCCCUCUAUAAAACACACAUCUGGUAAGUAUUGUCUUGAUGAGAAGCAUUGUCUUAUGCGCAUCAUGGCUCGGUCAAAAGAGUUGCCUGAAGACCUGCAAUCAGGGAUUGAUUUGCAUAUACCUGCCUGAAGACCUGCGAUCAGGGAUUGUUGAUUUGUAUAUAGCUGAGAAAGGAUACAAAACCAAUUCCAAAAGUCUGGAUGUUCAUCAAUCGACAGUCAGAGAAGUUGUCUACAAAUGGAGAGAGUUUGGCACAGUUGCUUCUCUCCUAAGGAGUGGCCGUCUACCAAAGAUGAUGCCAAGAGUUCAGUGCAGGAUACUCAGAAAGGUAGAAAAGAACCCUAGAGUGUCUACUAAAGACUUACAUAAAUCACUGGCACCGUCCAAUAUCUCUGUGCACAUAUUAACUCUAUGUACAACUAUGGCCAAGAAGGGUGUUCAUGGGGGGACUCAACUGAGGAAUCCAAUGCUGUGUAAAAAUGACAUUCUUGCUCGUUUAAUGUUCGCAAAAAGGCACCAGGACACUCCACAGAAGUUUUGGCAAAAUAUUUUGUGGACUGGUGAAAACAAAGUUGAAUUGUUUGGGAGUAACACACAACGUCAUGUCUGAAAGACAAAUGGAACAGCUCACCAACAUCAACACCUCAUCCCCACUGUGAAGAAUGGUGGAGGGAGCAUCACGAUUUGGGGUUGUUUUGCUACCUCUGGGCCUGGACAACUUGCAAU
This is a messenger RNA of Corythoichthys intestinalis (scribbled pipefish), 5388 nucleotides long. RefSeq names its product ST6 beta-galactosamide alpha-2,6-sialyltranferase 2a (gene st6gal2a). The record is from RefSeq and is a predicted model, not a curated record. Bases 319 to 1827 code for a protein of 502 amino acids. Gene Ontology annotation, molecular function: beta-galactoside alpha-2,6-sialyltransferase activity. Gene Ontology annotation, biological process: sialylation. Gene Ontology annotation, cellular component: Golgi apparatus. The transcript is spliced from 7 exons. NCBI's taxonomy places the organism in Eukaryota, Metazoa, Chordata, Actinopteri, Syngnathiformes, Syngnathidae.